UAUGUAUGAGAAGUACACCUUGAAGUUUAAUUCUCCUCCAGGUCGCAGGUGGCGCUAUUGAGCAAAAAUAAAUGGAGCCAGGAGGGCGAAGAAGAACAUGGUCGAUGGAAAUCUACAGAAUGAACUCGAUUUGAUAUUUGGGAGUCUGGUGUGUUAUCAGGUGUCAUUAAGAGAUUUUCCCCCAUCAUGUCGCUGUCAGUGAUAAUAAAGUGGGGAGGACAGGAGUACUCCAUCAGCGCUUUGUCCGAAGACGACACCGUGCUGGACCUGAAACAGUCCAUUAAAUCUCUCACGGGAGUCCUGCCCGAACGCCAGAAACUGCUGGGUUUAAAGAUCAGAGGUAAACCGGCUGACGACGGCACGAAGCUCGGCCUGCUGAAGCUUAAACCCAACACCAAGAUUAUGAUGAUGGGCAGCAGAGAGGAAAGUCUGGAAGACAUCCUGGCUCCUCCUCCUGAAAGCGACGAUGUCAUCAACGACUUUGACAUCGAAGAGGAGGUGAUCGAGGUGGAAAACCGAGAGGAGAAUCUGGCUAAGAUCGCACGCCGUGUCAAAGAGUACAAGGUGGAGGAGUUAAACCCACCCAGAGAGGGGAAGAGAUUACUCGUGUUAGACGUCGAUUACACGCUGUUCGACCACAAGUCGUGUGCCGAGACGGGGCAAGAGCUCAUGAGGCCGUUCCUCCACGAGUUCCUCGCGUCCGCGUACGAAGACUACGACAUUGUCAUCUGGUCUGCAACAAGCAUGAAGUGGAUCGAUGCCAAAAUGAAGGAGCUGGGUGUGUCGGAUAACUCCAACUACAAGAUCACCUUCAUGCUGGAUAGUGGAGCCAUGAUCACAGUUCACACACCUAAGAGAGGCGUGGUGGAGGUGAAGCCGCUCGGAGUGAUCUGGGGAAAGUACGGCGAGUUUUACAACCGAAAGAACACCAUCAUGUUCGACGACAUCGGGAGGAACUUUCUCAUGAACCCACAAAAUGGACUGAAGAUCAGACCGUUCAUGAAGGCGCACUUAAACCGAGAGAGAGACAAGGAGCUUCUCAAACUGUCUCACUACCUGAAGGAGAUCGCCAAGCUGGACGACUUUUCAGCUCUCAACCACAAGCACUGGGAAAGGUACCUAUCAAAGAAGCAGAGCCAGUGAAGUAGCUGGAGAGUUCAUCCUCAAGAACACGUGAUGCUGGAUACCCGCAAGGUGUCACCAAAUAACUUCCUGCCAUCUCUCUCUCUCUCUCUCUCUCUCUCUCUCUCUCUCUCUCUCUCUCUCUCUCUCUCUCUCUCUCCGUGCUCGAUCCAUCUCAGAAGGGAAAAGGACUUGAAACACUCACCUUUACAGUUACACAGGUGUGCUGAAUAAACGAGCAGAAACACUCAUCACUCUGAGCCACCGAACAGAACCGUCUCGGAAAAGGGUACAUUUAAUAAAUAAUAAAGUCUUGCUCGGUGCAGGUAGAGUUCCAUCCACAGACCCACAAAUAUUCUUUGCACUUGUUCAUGUUUUUGAGAAAAUAUCUCUUAUUAAUGUGACGUUUCUCUUACGUGUUUAAGAAGCGGCGUGUGCUUUUUUUUUUUGUGUGUGUGUGUGUGUGUAAUGGCCUGGGCAAAGCUUUUUACACGGUCACAGGUGACAUUUAAACAUCUCCGACAAAACGGAAAACGUGAUAGAAAAUUAAAGAACACGACGAGGAGGGGAAAAAAAACAAAACACCGAAACUCUAAAGCGUGACCACGACAAAACGGAAAACACGGCGACAUCAAAACGGGAAACACCACGGCGAAAAACACGGCCAGGACAGCACAGAAAAAACACCACGUCAAAACAACACACACGACGACAGGCCGGAACAGCAAAACUGAAAACACCGCGACGGCAAGGUGCAAAACACGACGACAACACGCAAAACAGACAUCACGACAACACGCAAAACAGACAUCACGACAACACGCAAAACACGACGACAAAACAAGACGACGAACAACAAAGCUGACCGAUACAGCAGAGCUAAGAACACGACAAAAAUAAAAACAGCAAAUCAGAACAUGAUAGCAACAUUUAAAAAUGAAACAUGCAAUAAUCUCUCUCUCCCCCUCCCUCUCUCUCCCCCUCCCCCCCCUCCCUCUCUCUCCCCCUCCCCCCCCUCCCUCUCUCUCCCCCUCUCCCCCUCCCUCUCCUCUAUCCCCCCUCCCUCUCGUCUAUCUCCCCCUCCCUCUCGUCUAUCCCCCCCCCUCUCCUCUACCCCCCCUCCCUCUCCUCUACCCCCCCUCCCUCUCCUCUAUCUCCCCCUCCCUCUCCUCUAUCCCCCCCCCCCCCCUCCUCUAUCUCCCCCUCCCUCUCCUCUAUCUCCCCCCCACCCCCCCUCUCGUUUUUUCCUCCAGAAACGAAGCUGGUUUUGACAUUUUUUUAACUGGGCAGUAAGUUCGUUACAGCCGGUAAACAGAGGACAGGGAGUAUCUUAACGGUUUACAUAAAUACUGUUUGUGGUAUUUAUUUUUGACUUAUUUAAGGAUUUGUUUACAGUGUGUUACCUUCGUGUUGCCCGUGUUGAGCGUUGAUUCUAACCCAGUGGCUUUAGUUUGGCAGAAAAUGAUUCACAAGAGCAAAAACUUCAGAGUUGUUUUUUUAUACGUUGUUUCCGUGUAUAUAGUGAUAUGAACUCGUGUAACCUCAAGUCGCUUCCUGUCCUCUCGUGGUAUUUUUUUUUUUUUUUUUUUUUUUUGGUUUAUUCCAACAACACUGACAUGAGCUAUGAGCGUAUGGAUGCAACUCGAGUUUAAAUAAAUAAAAACGUAAGAAAAAGAA
Molecule: messenger RNA, 2799 nt
Organism: Ictalurus punctatus (channel catfish)
Lineage: Eukaryota; Metazoa; Chordata; Actinopteri; Siluriformes; Ictaluridae
Gene: ublcp1
Product: ubiquitin-like domain containing CTD phosphatase 1
Exons: 12
Coding region: 187-1143 (318 amino acids)
Biological process (GO): protein dephosphorylation
Cellular component (GO): nucleus
Molecular function (GO): protein serine/threonine phosphatase activity; protein binding
Source: RefSeq, a predicted model, not a curated record